Molecule: messenger RNA, 1146 nt
Organism: Acanthosepion pharaonis
Lineage: Eukaryota; Metazoa; Mollusca; Cephalopoda; Sepiida; Sepiidae
Source: the annotation of a GenBank genome assembly
AUGCUGCUCUUUUUCCUUCUCGUCUUCUACAAUGGAAACCACUUACAUUCUUUCUUUCUUUCUUUCUUUCUUUCUUUCUUUCUUACCUCGUUUACGUUCCAUCACUUAUUCAGUCAUUCUUUCUUAAUUUUCGGUUUCUGUUUCUUUCUUACAUCAGUUUCAUUCUUUCUUCCUUGUUUUCUUUCUUUUCGUUUCCUCUUUCUUUCUUGUCACGUUUUCUGUCUUUUUUUUUCCUUUUUCGCUUUCUAUUUCUUUCUAACCUCGUUUUCGUUUCAUCAUUCAUUCAUUCAGUCUAUCUUUCUUUUCAAUUACUAUUUCUUUGUUACCUCGUUUUCGCUUUUCCUUCCUCACUUUCUUUUUUUCUUUCAUUUCGCUUGCUAUUUCUUUCUUACCUCGUUUUCGUUCGUUCUUUCUUUCUUCCCUAAUUUUCGCUUCAUGCUUCUUUCUUAUCACGUUUUCAUUCAUUCAUCCAUUCAUUCUUUCUUUCUUCCAUUCUUUUCGCUUCCUAUUUCUUUGUUACCACACUUCUGUUUCAUCUUUCUUUCUUUCUUUCUUCUCUCGUUAUUGCCCCCUCUUUCUUUCUUUCUUUCUUUCUUUCUUUCUUUCUUUCUUUCUUUCUUUCUUUCUUCUCUCGCCUCUUUCUUUCUUUCUUUCCUCUCGCCUCUUUCUUUCUUUCUUUCUUUCUUUCUUUCUUUCUUUCUUUUCACUUCCUAUUUCUUUGUUACCGCACUUCUGAUUCAUCUUUCUUUCUUUCUUUCUUUCUUUCUUUCUUUCUUUCUUUCUUUCUUUCUUUGUUCUCUCGUUAUUGCCUCCUCUUUCUUUCUUUCUUUCUUUCUUUCUUUCUUUCUUUCUUUCUUUCUUUCUUUCUUUCUUUCUUUCUUUCUUUCUUUCUUUCUUUCUUUGUUCUCUCUUUCCUUUUUCUUUCUUUCUUUUUUCUUUCUUUCUUUCGUUCUUUCUCCUCUUUCUUUCUUUCUUUCUUUAUUCUCUCGUUAUUGUCUCCUCUUUCUUUCUUUCUUUCUUUCUUUCUUUCUUUCUUUCUUUAUUUAUUUUUCUCGUUCUUGUCGCUGUUCUUCUUUAUUUCUUCUAUCGUCCGUACUCUGUUGCGAAAAGGGUUCCCAAGUUUCCAAAGAGAAGCAUCAUUGCUAA